Molecule: messenger RNA, 122 nt
Organism: Racocetra fulgida
Lineage: Eukaryota; Fungi; Glomeromycota; Glomeromycetes; Diversisporales; Gigasporaceae
Source: the annotation of a GenBank genome assembly
AAAUUAUUGAAAAUUGGGUAGUACUUUUAAGAGAUGAACAGCUUGAGGAGGAUUUAAAUCUUGAUAAUUUAGAUGAUAUAGUUUAUCUCACUACUAGUCAAAAUGCUAAAUGGCCUUUAUAA